CUUCCGGUUAUGAAUGUCCAUGCUUUUUAAAAAUUAAAAAACUGAAGGUCUUACAGAAAACCAAUGAUAACACUUCUGUCUCACAUACAUUCGUUAAGAUGGACAAUUCCUUGUUGCCUUAUGAUGGGAUCAUCUUCAAUUACAAUGAUGUUUUGGGGUGCACUUAGAUUAUUGUCUGCACCUUUGCCCCAAAAGAUUUACAGAAUUGGAGAUGACGCCUUAUUCUCCAGUUACAUGAGAUUGACACUGUUCUUUUUCCACAGCUAUGUAAAAGCAAAGGUGUAUGUAUAUGGUGAUAUUGAAGAUAUACAGGAAAGAGAUGAAAAUGUUAUCUACCUUUCGAAUCACCAGUGUACAGUUGAUUGGAUUGUCGCCUGUAUGUUAUCAGAACAAAAACAAUGUACCGGCAUGGUCAGAUAUGUUAUGAAAAGUGGACUAAAAUAUCUACCAAUCUAUGGUUUCUACUGUUAUCAGCAUAGCUGUGUAUUUGUUGGUAGAAGUGGAAAAUUCAAUGGAGAAAAGUUUAUUAAAGAAUUACAGUAUCUAAAGAAUAAUGAAAUUCCUGUAUGGCUCGUUAUUUAUCCUGAGGGAACUCGUUAUAAUCCUCAUUUACCUGAAGUCAUAGACAAAAGCAAAAAGUAUGCUCUUGAUCUAGGGUUUAAGGAAUUACAUCAUGUGCUUACACCAAGAAUUACAGCUUUAAAAUCUAGUUUAAGAGAACUGAAAGACCAUGUGUCAGCUGUAUAUGAUGUCACAAUUGCUUAUAGCAACACAUAUGAUACAGAAACAAGGGAGAGAAUUCCAGCAUAUGGAAUGCCAGAUUUUGUGAUGGGAAAAUCUCCAGAAAUUCAUAUGAAUGUUGAAAGAAUAAAUAUAAAAGAUAUACCAAUCGAGGAUAGCAAAUUACAACAAUGGUGUUAUAAACAGUUUGCUAAGAAAGACAGAAUUUUGACAGGAUUUUAUGAUCCAGACUCUAAUCUAUAUGAAAAGUUUCCAGGAAAUUCUUCUCUUCUGACUAUAAAACAAAGGCAGACCAUACCAGCAUUUAUAUUUUAUACAACUACCUUAUUAACAGUUGUAUCAUAUAGUGAGGACUCGAGAGAUUUUUAUUUUAAAAGUUCUCUUUGUAUCAUGGUUGGAGGUCUUUUGUGGGUCUCAUUCAGAUCUUGAUGAUAUUGAAAUUUAGGAAUUUUAAAUAUCAUAUCUUUAUAGUGAUAUUUAGUUAUUAUAUUUCAUAAUGUGAUUUUUUUCACUUUUAUUUUUAACGGUGGUUUCUUUUACAUGGAUAUCUUAGCUUAGUUUUUCAAAAGGUGUAAAGAAUGUUGAUAAAUUUUUAGAAAAAAAAAAUUAUGAAAAGCCAUUAUUUUAACCCCUAGAAUAUAAAACAUACAAAAUAUUAUACAACAUGAUAAACAAUAUCCUUCAGAUGUUCACAAGGCAUUAAUCUCUCAAUUAUCACAUUGUCUUACACAUUUGCUUAAGGUCCAAAUUUUUUUUGAAUAAAUAAAAAUUACAUGAACUGCCAAGGUUGCCCUUUUUCAAAACCUUCUCAUCAAUAUCUGUUUUGAAAAUCAGUCUUGGUCUAAAAUAUUUUGUGCCACAAAUGUCUUAUAUACAAAGAUAGUGUUAUGAGUGGAAUAUCUUUCUAGGUAGUCCUGUUGCUUUAUACACGUUUAUUUCAUCUUGACCAAAAUUUUACCAGCAUAUUUUAAAUGACAAUUUUGUCAAUUUUGACAUUUUUAUGAUGUUGUGCAGUGAUGUCAUAAAUAAUACAUCUGAAUUGAAUAAACCAGACUUUUUAUUUAUCUGGAAAAUUAUUAUAAUUUUAAAGGAAUUAAAGAAUUGCCUUAUAAUUAAACUAUAAUUUCAGGGCUGAAAUAAUGGUUGUAGCACUUCAUACCUCAUAUUACACUGUACCCAAUUAAAUACAUUGUAGAACUUUACAGUCUUCAAAUUUUUAAUAUUGUUUUGAAUAAUAAUAAAAAGAUGUGGCAUUUAGGAAAAUAUCAUUCACAGAAAUUUAUGUUUUGUUAGAAACUAUAGGAGAAAUAGAGAGAAACUGUUAAAUAGCAAUAAUCAGAUGAUUUCUUUUAUAGGAGUUAUUUCCCUUCAUUGAGGUUUUUUUUCCAUGUUUUGCAUUUUUGGUGAACACAAUAGGAAAUUGAGGGAAACUAAAUGGCAAAAUAUGAUCUACCAAUUAUUUAAAGACUGAAACUGUCAAUCUACUCCUUAUAAGAGUUAUUUUCCGAAGUAAUGAUUUUUUGAUAAAUUUUUAAUGUUUUAUGAAAUAUCUCGAAAAUUAUGAUAGUUAAACUGAAACUUUUAACAGCAAAAAAAAGAUCAGCACCACAAGAUCUACAAAUAAAUCAAGAAUGAAAUUGUCAAUCAACUCCUAACAGAAGUUGUUGCCCCUAAAUCACAGUUUAACCCAUUUUUUUUCUAAUUUUGCAUAUAAUCUUGAAAACUACUAGCAAAAAUUAUCAGCCUGACAAAAUUUUGGCCAAAACAAUAUCCAUUAUAUUGUAUCAGUUUUUAGCCAAAAAUGCCAAGUGAGUAAGUCUCCUUGUCAUCCAUUUUUGUCUUUCCCAAUAAAAAAAACAAUACAGAGAGCAACUAUUUCCAUUUUUAUUAUUUGUAAAAUUUGAAACCAUAAUUUCAGGGAAUGCUAUGAAUCUCUUUAUACUCAGGUCAGUAUGUUUGAAUUUAAAAAUUAUUGUGCUUUAAAAUAUCAUGUUAUUAAAGAUGUAUGAUUUAUAAUUAACUUUAUUGAGAUAUUAAUUUGUUGAUCAAAUAUAAAAUGACUGCCACUAGGUUCACUCAACUAGUCUUAUUUUAUUAUUGUUAUAGAUUUAACUGAAUUGUAUAUUUUAUCUAUCAUAUUUAUGAAUGUUUUAUGGAAGUGAUCACAGAAUUCUGUAGUAAUAUUGUAAUGAAAGCAUUUGACACUAUUUAAAAAAUCUUCCAAGAGAAAACAGUUGGUAUGACAGUUUGAAGUUCAUUGUUUUUUUAUGCCCCUCCAUAGCAGAGGGGGCAUUAAGUUUUACCCUUGUCCGUCUGUAUGUACGUAAUCCCAAAAUUGGUUUCCGUUAUCUAACUUUAGUUGCCUCAACCAAAUGUUAUGAAACUUAUACACAAUGCUUAUUGCCACAAAACACAGAUCAAGUUUGAAUUUUGGUGGCAUCACUUUUACCAUUCUAGAGUUAUGCCCCUUUACAAAUAGAAAAAAUGCUGAAUUUUUCGUUUCCGUUCUCUAACAAAGUUUGCCUCAACUAAAUGUUAUGAAACUUAUACACAAUGCUUAUUACUACAAAACUCAGACCAAGUACAAAUUUGGGUAGCGUCACUUUUACAGUUCUUGAGUUAUGUCCCUUUAUGAUGUUAAAUGCAAGCGGGGGCAUCAUCUGUGUCCCAUGGACACAUUCCCCACUUAAUUAGUCAUAUGUAAGGAUAUCAUAGAAUCAGUGGGAGUUAUGCCCUUUAGAGCAACCUGUGUAUAUGUGUAGUGAUGGAUAUCUUCUUAUUAAGAUAUAUAUCUGCCCUCAAUUAGUUAAAUUAUAAGAGCACUGGCUUACUUUUCCAGGGGUCUGUAGUUUUGAUCCCUGUAUUAUGGUAGUCAUUUUUUUUGGUUUAUUUAAACAGUGGCUAGUAUUUAAUUGUUUGUAUUAGGCAUUGAGAUUAUACCUCUUAUUUUAAUUCAAGGUCACAGGUAAAGGUUAACUGACAGGCACUAAAUAUAUUCUGCUACCUGCAUUCAAUCUAUGUCAGACAUAUUUCAGUAGUUUACUAUGAGAGUAGGAUGUUGUCUAUUUAAUAUGAAGGUUAAACACUCGAGAACAAGGUCACCCAUUGCAUUUUUGAAAAACAGCCAUUUUAAAUAUGUGCAAUUACAAUGUGGUGUUUCAUUGUAUUUUGGUGCUAUUGUCAUGAAAACAUUUUAAAUACAUGUAACUUAAAUGGUAUGAUAACAGAUUGUUGUAGCUUCAUAUUUUGUCCUUUUAAUCUUACUACAUGUAGAACAUGACAUUUUAUCUUAAAGGCUGGUAUGAAGAUUUUAAUACAAACCUGAUUUCUGUUGGACAGAUUAUUUUUAUACAGAUUUGAAUUGUUUAUGACCUUCAUUGAAAUUUUAGAUUUUAAUAAAUUCAGUUUUUAACCAC
Messenger RNA from Mytilus californianus (California mussel), 4157 nucleotides. Its product is annotated as 1-acyl-sn-glycerol-3-phosphate acyltransferase epsilon-like. Bases 64 to 1170 code for a protein of 368 amino acids. The transcript is spliced from 8 exons. Gene Ontology annotation, molecular function: acyltransferase activity. The record is from RefSeq and is a predicted model, not a curated record. Gene Ontology annotation, cellular component: mitochondrion; endomembrane system. NCBI's taxonomy places the organism in Eukaryota, Metazoa, Mollusca, Bivalvia, Mytilida, Mytilidae.